AUGGGGAAUGUGGACGAUGGUGUGUGCCUCAUCCGCCGCUUCACCGAGGGGCGCUUCGCCCAGAUCUCCGACCCCACGGUGGGCGUGGAUUUCUUCUCCAGGCUGGUGGAGAUCGAGCCGGGCAAGAGGAUCAAGCUGCAGAUCUGGGACACGGCCGGGCAGGAGCGGUUCCGGUCCAUCACCAGAGCCUACUACAGGAACUCAGUUGGCGGACUCCUCCUCUUUGACAUUACAAACCGCAGGUCCUUCCAGAAUGUCCACGAGUGGCUAGAGGAGACCAAGGUGCACGUCCAGCCGUACCAGAUCGUCUUUGUUUUGGUAGGGCACAAGUGUGACCUUGACACGCAGCGGCAAGUCACCAGGCACGAGGCUGAGAAACUGGCUGCUGCAUAUGGUAUGAAGUACAUUGAGACCUCUGCUCGGGAUGCCAUUAAUGUGGAGAAGGCCUUCACUGAUCUGACUCGAGAUAUAUACGAGCUUGUUAAAAGGGGGGACAUUUCAAUCCAGGAGGGAUGGGAAGGGGUAAAGAGCGGGUUUGUCCCAAAUGUAGUGCACUCUUCAGAAGAAGUGGUGAAAUCAGAUAGGCGAUGCUUGUGCUGAGCUCUUCUAGUGAGACAAGUGGUGAUGAACUCUACUAACCAAAUGUACUUUACUAAGUGAACUCGGUGUGACAGAAGGGAGAGCAACAUUCCCGUUGUGAACAGCCUCCCACGUUGUUUUGGACACCAGAACAGACCCCGGAAAGAAAUGUUCUGUUCCAAAUAAUCUUGCAGAACUGGGGGCUACAAACCUAACGGAGAGUGAGGCUGCAUGUAGAUGUUGUGAGGAGACAGGAAGCAGAAAUGAGGGGCUGCACGAGAGAGGAGAGAGUACAGAGAGAGCUGAGUGGGCUGGCACACGCCAGGGUACUGUACAUGUCCUCUUUUCAGUAAAUCCAUAGCUCCGUGCUGGGUAUUGAAGCCACAGUGUGGAUACUUCGUUAGUGUGACAAAUGGGCAGACAGAGGGAAAGAAAGAGGACAUCUUUCUUUGUGUCAGCUGUUUAUUACCAGGAAGGUGUAAAGGCAGCACAGACACCUUUUCCUCAUAAGGCCAACUCCACAGGAAAAGUUUAUUGACAUGGUAUGCACACUUCUGAAUUUUCUUUCUUAUGUUCUUAAAUCUAGUUCCAUAGCAAAGAAUAUUCUGUGGGAUUUAAAGAGGAAAACAGUACUUAUUUGAUUGGUAAUUAAAAUUUAAAUUAUUCCACCCUUC
Messenger RNA from Calidris pugnax (ruff), 1253 nucleotides. It is a transcript of the gene RAB39B, whose product is annotated as RAB39B, member RAS oncogene family. The coding region runs from base 1 to 600 and encodes 199 amino acids. Gene Ontology annotation, molecular function: GTPase activity; GTP binding. Gene Ontology annotation, cellular component: Golgi membrane. The record is from RefSeq and is a predicted model, not a curated record. The transcript is spliced from 3 exons. Lineage: Eukaryota; Metazoa; Chordata; Aves; Charadriiformes; Scolopacidae.